GGUAAUUGAGUGUGGUAUGGGUACUAUUAUUACCGACGACGACGUUUGAUUUUGACUCCGUCUCUGAGCAUCGACACAGCUUUCAAUUCAUGCAGUUAAACUUUUGGGUCGAAACAGAAGAGUAAAGACACAAAAAUGGCAAGAAAUUCAGAGAAAGCUAUGACGGCUUUGGCCCGUUUCAGAAAUGCACAAAUGGGCGAUACAAAGAUGAAGGAGCGACGUCCGUACCUCGCCAGCGAGUGUGAAGAACUUCCCAAGGCUGAGAAGUGGCGGCGUCAGGUGAUCUCUGAAAUUUCCCGGAAGGUUGCUCAGAUACAGAAUGCUGGUUUGGGAGAGUUCAAGAUACGGGAUCUGAAUGAUGAAAUCAACAAGCUGCUUAGAGAGAAAGGCCAUUGGGAAGCCAGGAUUGUAGAACUUGGUGGUCCAGAUUAUCGGAAAGUUGGACCUAAGAUGUUGGAUCAAGAAGGUAAAGAGGUUCCAGGAAACAGAGGUUAUAAGUAUUUUGGAGCUGCCAAAGAUCUACCCGGUGUGAGAGAACUCUUUGAACAAGAACCUCCUGCUCCUCCUCGGAAAACAAGAGCUGAAUUGAUGAAGUUGAUCGAUGCUGAUUACUAUGGCUACCGUGAUGAAGAUGAUGGUGUACUAGUACCUCUUGAGAUGGAACAUGAGAAAGAUUUGAUAGCAGCAGCUGUUAGCGAAUGGACAAGUAAGAAAGAAGCUGGACUUCUGGAAGGAUUGACACAAGGAGAAGAGAAAGAAGAAGAAAACAUAUAUGCUGUUCAGCAAGAUUCUGGAUCAGAGGAUGAAGGAGAAAAUGAGAAGGAGAUGGAGGUUAUUGAUGGUCAGCCAAGAUAUGUUGCUCAUGUUCCAGUGCCUUCACAGAAAGAGGUUGAAGAAGCCCUCUUAAGGAGGAAAAAGAUGGAACUAUUAGAAAAGUAUGCCAGUGAGACAUUACAACAGCAGGGCAGUGAGGCUAAAACAUUAAUGGGAUUAUGAGAGAAAAAGCCGCCUUAAAGAACUUAUUGUGCCUCUUGAAUCUUGAAUAAACUACCUUCCAAAGUUUUCCUGUGGAGUUUUAUUAACUUGAGGUUGUGAUGAAGAUGGACAUCAGGUAAAAUGUAAAGGAAAGAAGAAAUGGAAGAAUCAAUAGCUUAUAAGAACUCAUCAUGGAUGUUAUGGAAGAUAGUUGAGAGAGGGCCAAGUUAUUCCAUACUUUAUAAUGGUACUCAGCAAGGAAUGAAACUUGUAGACAUCAAAUUAGGUUUGUUGUGCGAACUGGUUUGAGUGUUCUCUUCUCAUAAAAGACGCAGCAAUGACGGGCUAAUCCUCACAAAUAAGAUCAUGUGUUUCAAGUACUAGUGGAACAUUUUAGAGAUAAAGAUUCAUAUUGCAUCUAUUUUCUUGUCAAAUGUUAUGAUUUGAACCCCACUGAAUUUGCCUUCUUUGACUACAAUGGCUUUCUCAUAUCAAAGAGAAAUUAGUGCUGGUUUGGUGGAAACCAUGGAAUUAUGAUUGCAUUGUCUACCAGUAAAUGCUAUAGUGAUGGUAUGUUCUAACCAGCACUGACCACCCUAGUGAUGGGACUUCAGAGAUCUACAGUGCAAUUUGAAUGGAUCUUAAGGUCCUCUUCUGUGUUCUCUGGGCUUAAUGAAGAUUUGAGUAAAAAAAUAUAUAUAUUUUAAAAAGUAUAAAGGCACAUCAUGUAAUUUUGUCCUUAUAAAUUGAGCAUAGAUGAAAUACCUUCUUUCAUCAAAGGGAACAAGUUGCAUAAAAUGAAUAUUGUAAAAAUAGCUUUAAAAACGGCCAUUGCUAACCACUUGCUGAGCAACCAAGCAUGCACAGACAAUUCUGUCCAUCUUGGUUUAAGGUGCUCAGCUGAGCAAGGAUUUUCACUCACUUGCACAUGCUCGAGACAGCAUAUUAUUCAGCUAACUGACCCCAUUAUCCUGAGACAAUUUACCACAGUUUACUUCAUUCUACUACAUACAUGUACAAGGGUAGUUUAUAUGAACUCUGCUUUCUUCAGAUAAUUAGAGAUAAGAGUGGAGGAAACAUUUUGCUAUCCUUGGCCUCGGCCUCAGUCUGCAUUAGUUUACAACAUACACAAGAGAAAAAUGAUAUCCAGUUGCGUUUUGACUUAGCAUUUUGAGCCUCACCUCCAACCUUGCCAAUGAAUACUGAAAGACUAGUAGUCUUAAUCUUUAAACUCCUUGAUGAUACAGCUAACUUUUUGUCUCGCCCACCAGAGGUGAAGGUGAGACUUUGGGAUCCAUAUGUCGUCCGUCCGUCACAAAUUUUAUGACACAUAACUCCGCUACUGUAUGUCACUUUUCAACCAAACUUGGAUGGUAGAUGCACUUAGGAGACCUGCAUGUUACGCUGUAAUCGGAGGUCACAUGGUAAGGUCAAAGGUCAUUUUCAGGUCAACGUUAAAGUUUACAUGCAUGGCUCUCUUAUGACACAUAACUCUGCAACCAUAAGUCACUUUUUCAACCAAACUUAGAUUGUAGAUGCACUUACGGGACCUGUAUGUUAUGCUGCAGUUGGAGGUCACAUGGUAGGUCAAAGGUCAUUUUUAGGUCAACAUUAAAGUUUACAUGCAAGACUCUUAUGACACAUAACUCUGCAACCGUAAGUCACUUUUCAAUAAAACUUGGAUGGAAGAUGAACUUAGGGAACCUGCAUGUUAUGCUGCAGUCAGAGGUCACAUGGUAAGGUCAAAGGUCAUUUUGAGGUCAACAUUAAAGUUUACAUGCAAAACUCUUACGACAAAUGUUAUUCCAUCCCUGUUAUUUCACAAUGAACUCUUGAUACAUUUCUGUUGCGUGCCCUUGCAAAUUGCGAUAUUUCUGGUCAUUUUCUCAAGUGGGCGAGACACAACAUUGCCUAUGCCUUGUUGAGAUAAGUGGAGCAUCACAAUUUUUUUAUAACAUAGGUUUAUUGUUUGUUGCUUCAUAUAUUAGACUGAAAGGAUGGAAACAUGUAUAAUACCUACUGUAAAUCUUGUAGAAAAAAUGUGGAAAUAAAAGUAUCCAAAUUUCAUAUAUACCAAA
Molecule: messenger RNA, 3053 nt
Organism: Lytechinus pictus (painted urchin)
Lineage: Eukaryota; Metazoa; Echinodermata; Echinoidea; Temnopleuroida; Toxopneustidae
Product: pre-mRNA-splicing factor ISY1 homolog
Exons: 9
Coding region: 136-996 (286 amino acids)
Biological process (GO): generation of catalytic spliceosome for second transesterification step; mRNA 3'-splice site recognition
Cellular component (GO): Prp19 complex; post-spliceosomal complex; catalytic step 2 spliceosome
Source: RefSeq, a predicted model, not a curated record